This is a messenger RNA of Ectocarpus siliculosus, 5541 nucleotides long. NCBI's taxonomy places the organism in Eukaryota, Phaeophyceae, Ectocarpales, Ectocarpaceae. The record is from the annotation of a GenBank genome assembly.
AUGCAGCCGGGGCAAAAAAUGCAGCCGCCAUCCGGGAGGAGACAAUUGCGCCCUGGGCCGGAAGCACCCGCUCCCGGCCCUGCGCGCCUCGGGGCCGCGGUGGACGCCAUCGUGGGACAUCUGCGCAGGCUGGUGCUGCUGCAGGCGUGGGCUAAGUGGCAGCCUAAGCUGACCCAGGGUGAGGUCGCCACCAGGAUACUGGAGCGGCAGCGCUUGAGACUCGAAGGGAGGGGCGACGAAGCCUCCGGCGCGGAGCCUCCUACCGCCGCCGCUGCCGCCGCCGGGCGGCGGCGGCGGCGGCGAGGGGGGGGGGGGUCACGCAGGCCCGGCGGCGAGCUCGGACAAGGAGCCGCCUUCGAGGAGGAGGAGGAGGAAGACGAUGGCGACGACGAAGCCGAAGGCCGGCAGAGUGCGCCGGGGUCCGAUGGCGAGACGCUAGCUCGUGCCGGCGGCGGCGGAGACCAAGAGGGAACGCCUGGCGCCGGAGUACGAGGGCGGACACGCUUGCGGCCGUCGGGGGUGGGGGGGAUUGGAGCGACGACGGCGUCUGCUACGAGUACAGCUCUCGGGGGGAGUGGGGGCGUCGUGAGGUGUCGUUCCUCGCCUGCAGGAGCCAGCAGGGGCCUUAACGCUGCUCGCGAGGUUUUUCGAGGUAGCGGUGGCAGCGUGGGGCGGGCCGCCGGCGGGAGGGCAUCUUCUGGCGGUGGCGUGGCGGGAGCGGUGGCGACGGAGGCGCAGCAAGGGGACGGGGGGCGUCGAACCGACAGUAUGGUCUUGCAGAAGCAGCACAAGCAAGUGCAUGCUGGCGAUGCGCACGGACAGGCGCGAACAAACGGCCGAAGCAGCAACACUCACGCGGCAGCAAGACAUAGCAGCACAACCCCCGCCGGCGGUAGCGCCGCCACCGUUGACGGGACCAGGAUGCUGACGAUGCAGACGUGCUUCAGGCAGGAGCGGGAGUCGUUCAUCCGGGACCUGCAGGUGCUGCACCGGCAGCUCGACGCCAAGGACCGCGACCACGCCCGGCGGGACGCGGAGGGCCAGGCCGCCUUCUCGGGGGCGAGGGCCGAGGCGCGCGCCGCGCGGGAGCGGGCCGCGUCGCUCCGGAAGGAGGCGGAGGCGGCGGCGGCGGCGCGGGCGGUGGCGGAGGCGCGGGUCGGGGUCGCUGCAGAGGAGCUGGACAGGCAGACGGCGGCGGCGGAGACCCUACGCGCACGCCUCCGCCACGCCGAGCGGCUGCACAAGGAGCAGAUGGAGGUCGAGCACAGGCAGCAGAAGGCGGCGGCGGAGGAGGCAAGCGCCGAGCGGAGGCGUCUGGAGUCGUCCGCGUUGACGGCGAGGAAAAGCCUUUCAGACGCCCGCCGCGACUGGGCCGCGGAGAAGGACACGCUCAUCGCCGCCGUGAGGGAGGCCGGCCAACGGGCAGACCUCGCCCUGGCGGAGGGCACAGAGGCCAAGUCCCGCGCCGCCCUCCUCGGGGAGAGGCUCCAGCAGACACUGGAGCGCGAGGCCGCUCUCAACGCGGAGGUGGAGAGCCUGGCCGGUUCCGCGAGGGACGGGGAGCGGAGGGUGGCGCGGGCGGUGGCGGACGCCGCGAGGGCCAGGGCGGCGGCCGCGGCGCAGGAGGAGGCGUUUUUGGAGAGCGUGAAGGGCCUCGAGGAGAGAGCCGCUCGUGCGGAGAUGAUGCAAGAUGGGGAGAGAGCCACCCGGGAGGAUCUGCAAGCCCUGCUGGAGGAGGCACGGCAGGCUUCGCUCUCGGCCUCGAGCGACGCCCAGCGAGACCUCUCAGCGGCAAACCUACGGGCGGUAGACCUCGGGCAGGAGGCUGCCGCCGCUAGGGCCGAAGCGGAGUCGUUCCGGCGGCGGGCGGAGGCGGCGGAGGCCCGGGCGGGGUCGGCGGGGGCGUCGGCCGGCGACGCGGGCGCCCGGCUUGAGGAGGCGCUCUCCGAGAGCCGCCGCUUGGCCGCGGCGAGCGCAGAGGAGAGGGAGGCGCUGGACAGGCAGUGGCGGCGACGGGAGGAAGAGUGGCGGCUCGCCCUGGAGCGCGCGAGGAGGGGGGAAGGAGCCGGCGGCGGUACCGUUGACGACGAGGCGAGGGGGAGCGCGGCGGGCGGCGGCAGCGGCGGCGUGUUGUUGUUGGCGGAGGUGGAAGAGUUGCGGGAGGCCGUGGACCGCCUCUCGAGGGACAAGGAACGGCUGCUGGACCGACUGCUGUCUUCGGGGUCGUCGCCGUCUGAGGUGGUCGCCGAGGACGCGAGCGCCGCGGGAGGAGGCUCGGGCGACCACGAAGACCGCCGCUGCCGCCGCCGCCGCCGACCAGGCGGGCCGCCCGACGAAUGGAGGGACGGCGAACGCUGCUCUCUCGGCAAGGGAGACACGCGGCAACGCGGGCGGGGUCGAGCGGACGGAGACGGGGAGAUCGACCGGGGAAGCGAAGGCGCAGACGUCGGGCGGGAGGAGGAGGAGGUGGUGGAGGAGGAGGAGGAGGACGGGCGAGGGGCGAGGGGGGUGGCACGCUCUUCCGUCGCGGAGGCCGAAAAGAGGCACAGCCAGCGCGGCGGUAACGUCGACGGGGGGACUUCCUCAGGCGAACGAUCGAGAGACGACGAGGAGGACGAGGAGAGACGACGAGCGGAAGAGGAAGAGGACGAGGACGAGGACGAGGAGGAAGAAGAGCUGCUGAUGCCCAGGGGAGGGCCGGCGCCCACCCCUUCGCGCUUCACUCCGCGCAGCGGUGCUGUCGGCCUUGGGAGCGGCGGCGGGGGGCCGGGAAGAUGGGUUGCCGCCAGGUCUGCGGGGAGAUCGGUUGCAGCGGCCGCUCUGCUCAGGACGUCCUUGGCCCGUGAGCGAAGCCUGAGACGGCGGGAGCACGAGAGCCUUCUCGGCCUCCUCCGAAGGGAGAACGUCGUCGUCGUCAACCAUCGCCACCGUCCAGCCGCUGCUGCCGCAGCCGCCGCCGCAACGCCGGGUCUCGUCACAGGUGACGGCCGCCCGGCGGCACAGCGGCGGCGGCGGCGGCGGUGGCGGCACCACAAUGCCGAGGAGUCCGGGGAAGAGGAGUUGCGGGCGGAAGAUCUGGAUCCGGAAGAAGACCGCUACAACGACGAGGAUGACGGCAUCGUUGAUGGGGGAGGGGGAGAAGAAGCCGCUGCAGCCCCGCUGUCGUGGGAGGCGUGGAACGACGCUCUCUCGGCCAUCGAGGCUCUCUUGCGGUCUAGCAGGCAGGGAGGUGGUGGUUGUGAGGAGGAGGAGGAGGAGGUGGAGGAGGAGGAGGAGGAGGACUACUCUUCCGACUCCUCCGCCAGAUCGAUGCCGUCGUCGUGUACGUCACUCGUGCCGUCCGAAGACGGGCGCGGCGACGACAACGACGCCUACUCCCGGCCUCCAUCAGUCGAGACCCUCGCCCACAGCGGCGGCCGCCGGAGCCCGUCUCCGCCGCGUAGCAGCAGCAGAAGAAGACGGGAGGGGCGACGACGGCGUGACGUUACCCGCGGCUGCAGCGGCGGCGGCGGCGCUCCCUUCCCCCCCGCCACCGAAGCGGGCGACAACCACCAAGAGCGCUCUGGAAGGCGGCGGCGGCGGCGUCGUCGUCGUUUGUCGUCGUCGUCAUUGGAGCCCUCCGAUAAGACGGCGGCGGCGGCGGCGGCGGCGGCGGCGGUGAAGGAUGAUGAGGAAGUGGCCGCGUUCUCGGGGGUCUUGGCGACGGCCCUGCGGGAGCUGCUGUCGUCCACUCUCUGCGUGCCGGAGGAGAGGCUGAGGGAGGCGCCGCUGCCGGAGCUGGUGCGGGCGUUGCAGCGGGAGUGGGAGGCGUUGCUUGAGGGGCUGUCGGCGAUGCAGGAGGAGGUUAACCUCGCUCGCCAGCAGGCGAGAGACUUGGCCGCUUCCUCCUCCUCGGAGACUGGACCAGCGGCGCCGCGGGCAGGAGAGGCAGCGGUAGCAGAGAGACUGGCCAAGGCAGAGCGGCGCGCGGCAGAGCUGGAGGCCGCGUUGGCGGAGGCCGCCCGCGCGGAGGCGGGAGUGAGGGCAGCGGCGAGGGCUGCGGCGUUGGAGGCGGAAGACACGCUCAAGACUGCAGGGAAGGGUGGGGACCGGGGUGCUUUCUUCGUGGUGGAAGCUCUGGAAGCAGCUCUGGAGAAGCUGGCGGAGGCUGGAUCAGAGGCCGAGGCGCUGUCGAAAGAGCAGCUCGAGAUCACCAGACAGCUGUCGGCCGAGCGCGACGAGCUGGUGGAGGAGAACGAGAGGUCGUCCACCAGGCUGGACCAGCUCACGACAGCCCUGCAGGAGCAGAGGGAAGAAAAGGGACGCCUCACAAACCAGUUGCUGGACCGCGAGCGUGGGCUGGAGGCGCUGCGAGCACAGGGCGACGUCGAGAGGGUCAAGGCGGCGAGGCUGCAGGAAGAGGUCGGCAAGGCCCAGGAAGUCUGCCGGGAAAUGAGCGACCGGCUCUUGGAGCUGCAAGCGACACAGGACGAGCUGAGAGAUACCCGACAAGGCCUCGAUCAGGCCUCCCAGGACUUGGAAACCCUCCGUCGGUCCCAGGACAACCUCGCGGGGGGAUGGGACGAGGCGGCCCGGCUACGUGAGCGGCUGGCCGAGGCGGAAGAGCUGUGUGCCGAGCUGUCCGCGAGAGCCGACGCUGCGGAGCCCCUGGCCGAGGAAGAGAGUCGGCGAGCGAGGCAUUUGGAGGCCAGAGUGAAUGCUCUGCAGCGCCAGCUUGACGAGGCGGCCACCGCGGCAGAGCUGCGGCGAAGGGACGCGGACGCACGGAACAUGGCCUCGGCCGCGGCUCUCCAGCAGAGGCGGUGCGACGAGCGCUUGCGCGAGCAGGCGCUGACGAUCCACCAGCUCACGCUGGAAGGGUUCAGCGCGGAGGCGGCGGCGGCGACCACACGCGCGCAAGAAGCGCAGCAGCAGCAGCAACGGCGUCAGCAAGACCGGGCCGGGCAGCAGCGACGAUCACCUCCCGCGAUGAUGACCUACAAUUCAGCGGUGGCGGCGGCGGCGGCGGCGGCGGCGGCGGUGGGUGUGGGAACGCCCGGGCAGAAGGUUCUCCCGGCGCCCCGCAGGGGCUAUUACAGCUACGACGACGACGGCGACAGCGACGGGAGAGGCGGCGCUACUACUACUACUACUACUAGUACUGCUACCCGUCUGCGAAAUAGCGGGGCCCCCGACGAUACCACCGACGGAGGCGGCGGCGGCGGCGGCGGAACUCCUAGCGGUGCUGGACCCGACUCUGGUCACCGCCAUCGUUACAACGGCGGCGGCGGUGUUAGUGGCAGCUGCUGGCAGAAGGCGUGGGCGGGGUAUUCCUUGGACUCGGAAUUCCCCUCCCCUCAACGGCGCUCCGCGGUGGCGGCGAGAGGGGGCCACGUAGACUGUCACAGCAGCGGCACCCCCGGCGACCGCCCGCAGCGCACCCGGGCAAGAACAGAGGACGAGGGAGAGGGGACGACGACGAUUAGUUGUUUCGCUUCGUUUCCUGGACCGGGAUUCGGGGCACCCCAGGCUGGCUUCGCGCAACAGCACGACGAUGGUUAG